Molecule: messenger RNA, 1908 nt
Organism: Clonostachys byssicola
Lineage: Eukaryota; Fungi; Ascomycota; Sordariomycetes; Hypocreales; Bionectriaceae
Source: the annotation of a GenBank genome assembly
GUCUUCACAGCUUCCCAAGCGCCAGCACAGAGGGUUUCACAUCAGCAGCGGAGUCUCUUCAGAGCUUCCCAGGCGCCAGCUCACAGAGUGUCCCAUCGGCAGCGUAGCCUUUUCAGGGCUUCCCAGCUGCCCGUGCACAGGGCUUCUCACCAGACACGCAGCCUCUAUGGCGCUUCCCGCCACGACUCAUACAGAAAUACCUACCAUGAUAUCCCCGACGAGGCCGAGAAGACCGAACGCUCUUAUAUCGACGAGGACGAUGUUUCGGAGCGCCUGAACUUCUGUGAUGCCGAGGUCAAGCUCAUAGAGAAGCCCUUUGAGCAGGACCUGGAUUCAGAACUCCCAGGGCAAGUUAGGUUUAUCAGAAGAGACGCUGCAUCGAGUAUAGAGCUCUUCUAUGAUUUGUGGUUUGUAGCCAAUCUUGCUGUAUUCUCAGCAUCCAAUCCAAUAACAGAAAUGGCGAAAUUGAAAGUUUUUACCGCAUACUUCGUACUCUUGUGGACGACAUGGUUUGUAACUACAGUCUACAUGGCCCGAUUCGAACACGAUAGUAUCUGGGCGCGCAUUGGCUUUACUUUCCACUUGGCCUCCAUUAUUGGAUUUACAAUCCUUGGAAUUGGGCUCAGCAAUAAAGUUCUCCUUCCGUCAGUGAUAAGAAUUACGAGCGUCACCAUGGCAUUCUCCAGAUUCACCCUCGCUACGCAAUACAUAGUUCUAUUCUACCAAUCUCGCAAGUUUGUGGAUAAUCGAGACUCUUUUCUCACAGCGACCAUGAUCCAGUUUGCCCCAGGGCUGAUAUACCUGACUCUUGGUCUUUCGGUCGAUUGGUCCAACAUAUAUGGAAACGGUGCUAUCUUUACCAUGUGGUGGAUUGUUGCACUAUUCGAAAUGUUCGUCAUCCUGGCACAUUCGGCAGUCUCCGAAACCAUGACAUUUGAGGGAACUCACAUCGCCGAGCGUAUCAACCUUUUGACCCUUAUUGUUAUUGGAGAAGGGGCUACCAUUCUUACAAAGAAACUUACUGUCAUCAUGGACUACACCUAUAUCCACCAAAUCGCAAGCUCCUGGACCUCCUCUCUCGUCGGUACUAUCUUCUGUGCCUCGGCUAUCCUCUAUUUGUGCUUCAUGCUCUACUUCGACAUGAUGCCUCACCACAUCCACAUGAAGGCUCCCACCCUUGCCCUUUGGCUUCUUUUCCACCUACCCUUUCAUCUUGUCUUAAUUCUACUAUCAGAGGGCACUGGACAGUGGGGCAUUAUGUGGCGCGCCUCAGAAUCGUUCAACGAGAUCGCCGACCAGCUGGACGAUGCUGUCGACAAAUGCAAUUCCACGGCGGAACUUGGCAGCAAACUUCAAGACCUGACCUCUAACAUCAUGAGUCUGUACGGAGCUGACUCCGGGAGCGACAUCACACUAGUCCAGAAUUCGGUGACCAAGAUCAAGAACUUGCCCGACAGCGCCAUGUCAGACGACAGCGCCAGCAGCCCCCUUCUCAAUGCGACUUCUACCAUUUUGACCACCCUUGAAAAGGCCGUCUUGAAGUCCUACUACAUCACUACGAGCAAGGACUCUGGAGAUCUCAGCGCAGAGGAUUCAAAUAAAAAGGCUAUUGAUGAGGCAUCCGACAGGCAGCUUCUUGUGCUUACAUACCUCUUCAUCAGCGCCGGCUUGGUCCUCGUCCUAAUGAUGGCCCUACACGUAAUCGCAAAAAAGAAGAAGUGGACCAUGUUCAAUAUGUUCCGUGCCGGAUUCAUCACGACGACUGGGGCCGGCCUUGCUCUGGUGGCACUUGUUAACAAGAACCAAGGCAGCGCGGAGAAGUUCUUGGAUAAGCCAUGGCAGUUGCCCAUUAUACUUGUCUGCUUUUUUGUUUCACUGAUGCUGGUUCAUUUAAAGCAUCCGGCAUAG